UUACUGCUGCUGUCAAAUUUGGCAAUUUUUAUGUUUUCUAUUCAUUUAGUACGGGCGUACGUCUACCUUCUGUUUCGCAUUAAUAUUAUUUCAACAAUUUAUUAAAUAUUUCUCGUUCUCGUUUGUUGUGAAAGAUAAACAUAUUAAGGUGAAAAAUGGAAGCAUUGGACCUCAUUGAAAAGCGCAUCGACAAUUUGAAUCGAAUUUUGGGAACAUUGCCAUCGGAGAGUGAGCCGACCAAUUCAGCAGCUACAGAAACAUUAACAGAUUCGCUAUUGUCGGCAUCUACACUGUUAUCCAGUGCAACUAGCGGUCGUGAAGCCAUCAAUCAAUUCACCAAACGCUCUGCUGAAUUGGAAAAGUAUUUGGAUCCAAAUUUCGUCGAAGAGCAACAAGAUCUUCGCGCUAAAGAGGUUUAUUUGCAAAUGAUUGCACCGGAACUCCAAGAAACAUUCGACCAAUUGGAAGAAAUUAAGAAGUUGGAACCGACAUUGGGAGCGGAAUAUUUUCGUUCGAUGCCAAAUGUUACCGAUAAACUCAAAGCAAUGAAUGAAACCACAUCCGAUUUAACGCAGAAAAAUGAUUUGCUCGAGGAAAGUCUUACACUGGCAAUGCAGCGCUAUGACGAAAUUCACCAAACGCUCAAAGAUUCAUUAAGCUCCAUGAACGAUCGCAUUUCUCGUAUGGAGGAACGAAUGAACAAAAAGAAGCCAUUGAAUGAAGAUAUUUAAAUAAAAUCCACUAUUAGCUCCCAAAUCGAAAGAAAAUUGUUUAUUUUUUUUUUAUUGAAUCUAUUAAAGCCUGAUUGAUACAUUUAAAGUAGAAAAA
Molecule: messenger RNA, 828 nt
Organism: Sitodiplosis mosellana (orange wheat blossom midge)
Lineage: Eukaryota; Metazoa; Arthropoda; Insecta; Diptera; Cecidomyiidae
Gene: DCTN3-p24
Exons: 2
Coding region: 156-731 (191 amino acids)
Biological process (GO): cytoskeleton-dependent cytokinesis
Cellular component (GO): dynactin complex
Source: RefSeq, a predicted model, not a curated record